AUGAAAUACACUCGUUUCUUGCUAGCGCUUCUUCUGGCCAGCUUUGCCGUCGCCGACGUGGAUAUCCAGAAACCCGAGUCUGGCCAAACCUUUGAUGCCUCCAGCGGCCUGGUCACGGUCGACAUCGAGUGGGAGGACGAUGUUGAAGGGUUUGACUUCUCAGACCUUGACAACGCCAACCACUACGAUAUCGUGCUCAUGACGGGAAAUAACGAAAAUAUAGGCACUGUCAAGCAGAUUGGCACUCGUAUCUCCAACACCGACCGCUCGUUUGCUGCCGAAAUCGACAACGACGUUGGUCCCAACGGAUACUACUUCUUCCAGAUCUACACCCAGUUCCCCAACGAGGGCUACACCAUCCACUACACCAACCGGUUCCGACUCACAGGCAUGGAGGGAGGAAAGCUGUCGUUCACAUACGCCAACUCCCUUUUCUCAUACACUGGCGACCAGCCUUCUCCUCAGUGGAACGCUGGUGGUACCGCCUUGAAGGUUGAGACUGAGUCCUUCUCGCUCACAUACACAGCACAGUCUGGAUGGGUCAGAUACGCUCCCAUGCAGCAAAACCCAACGAGUGCCGUGACACAAACAACAUACAACUCGAGAUACGAAACGUCCGACUACACGGCGUACUCGACCAUCAGCCAUUUCCCGGACGCCUGGACCACCACCACGGCUUCUAGAACAUACACCAUCAAAUCGAGAGAAAACACCCAGCCGGUGAAUACCUAUCCUACGUACUGGUACCCUGCAUCUUCAAGAAUCCGUCUGGCUACGCUUUCCGAUGCCAGGAGAAAGAGGUGGUUGUAA
Candidozyma duobushaemuli is the source of this 810-nucleotide messenger RNA. RefSeq lists its product as uncharacterized. Bases 1 to 810 code for a protein of 269 amino acids. Gene Ontology annotation, cellular component: extracellular region. NCBI's taxonomy places the organism in Eukaryota, Fungi, Ascomycota, Pichiomycetes, Serinales, Metschnikowiaceae. Gene Ontology annotation, biological process: cell wall biogenesis; fungal-type cell wall organization; (1->6)-beta-D-glucan biosynthetic process. The transcript has a single exon. The record is from RefSeq and is a predicted model, not a curated record.